Molecule: messenger RNA, 432 nt
Organism: Sitophilus oryzae (rice weevil)
Lineage: Eukaryota; Metazoa; Arthropoda; Insecta; Coleoptera; Curculionidae
Exons: 2
Coding region: 1-432 (143 amino acids)
Source: RefSeq, a predicted model, not a curated record
AUGGCAGGACUAGACUGGCUUCGCGGAUUCAUGACAAGACACGAAAGAGAGAUAUCCUUACGCAAACCAGAGAAUACCAGCAUAAGCAGAGCCAUGGCAUUUAACAAACCCGUUGUGAAUGACUUUUUUGUUAAAUAUGCAUCAAUUAUGGAAAAAUAUAAAUUUCCUCCAGAAAAGAUAUUUAAUCUGGUUGAAACUGGCUUGACAACUGUGAUGCCGCCAUCAAAAGUUGUUGCCCCCAAAGGAAAAAAACAGGUAGCUCAUAUAUCUUCCCAAGAGAGGGGAGAACUUGUAACCUUUGUCGGUAUUAUAAGUGCAGCUGGAUCUGCAGUUCCACCAGUUUUUGUCUAUCCAAGGAUCAGAAAUCCUGAAGAAUAUUUAGGUAGUGAUUACCCAAAUUCAGCAAUCGCCCUAGGAAAUAAAAAAGGGUAG